AUGGAUAACAACACAGAAGACAAUGGCGUUAACAUUGAUUACACGCAACCAAUAGAAAGAAUACUACACUAUGUUUCAUACGCUGCUAUAAUUGACACUGAUUUGUACGAAAGCCCAGAACCGGAGGCACAGGAAAGCGGUGUCCAAAGAGGACGACAACUCCAACAACAGUCACGACUGGUUGUAGUCUCCGGUCGUUCGCAACGUAUUGUCCAAAAUAUAUUGGACUUCGGGUUCGGCGGCGACCGGAAAGCCGACGACGAGUUUCGGACACUUCUGGACAAAGCCUUCAAAGGAAAGAGUCGUACGAAUGGCUCGAAUGGAGUGACGGAUAGAGAGGACGACGAGUUGUGGCGCGGAUUCGCUGUAUUCACGAGAACUACAGAUCGCAACGGAUUUCAACAGAUCUCGAGACGCAUUGCGAGACAAUCGGCACAAAACAAACCCAGCAUUUGGUUUAUGUUUACCGGUAUACGUCCAGGAAUUGCACGUUCAGUGCCGGCAUUGAUGACAAUCCCGGCAUUUAAGGCAUCGGUGGAGAUGUCGGCCAAACUCCUGUCCCCUCUGGGCGUCGACGCCAUCGAGUGUUUAACCGAAACAAUGGAUUGGAUGACAGCAUUGAGUAACAAAUACUUUCAUCGCGUGGUUAUCGCAACGUCUGUGCAUCACUUGGCAUUCGUCGACGCACUGAACGCCAUUGGGAUCACUCCCGACGGCUAUUUAGGCGGAUCUCUGGGGGAACUCAUGUGCUUAUAUAUGGAUGGUCUGUGCGAUCGACGCCAAUGUCUGGCCAUUUGUCGCGCGUUUUGCCCGCCGGUCGGUCCGCACCCGUUGUGGACAUUAUACGCAACGAACGCGUGGCACGAGAUUCAGAGCCAUUGCAUGGAUAAGACCGACAUAUAUGUGUCCGCGCAUUUCUCGGAUAUUAAUAUGGCCGCAAUCGGUACUGAAGUGGCCAUUCGUGAGCUGCGCAAAGUGUUGGCUGACAACAAAGCCCUGGCCGUCCGCCCAAAACAUGACUUUGUUCACGCGGGCAAUAAUUUAACACCUGAUAUGGGCCAAGCGCUACUAGACCAAUUUACCAAGGUGGUGCCCGAGCGCACUUACUCUAAGCCCAGCGGUCGUUGGCUCUCCACAUCACAGCCCACUCUCCUUAUGGCUAACACCGGCGGCACUGAUUCUGGUUUCUCUGCGGCCGAGAGUUUUGCCAAUACUGUGUUAUCUCCCGUAUUGGUUAAGGAGGCCGUCGAUCGCUUGCCCGCCGACGCACUGGUCGUUAAUAUUGCCACGACGUCUGGUUUACGAGACGACGCUCUAAGCGGUCGACCGCAGGAACUGUACGUCAAAGAGUCGGAGUCGAGUCCGGAGUCGGUGUUUGGUAUCAAUCAUUUGUUCCGUGAGAUCGGACUCGUGUUUACGGCCGGACACUGGCCUCGGGUUCACAAUUUAAUGAACUAUUAG
This is a messenger RNA of Medioppia subpectinata, 1461 nucleotides long. The record is from the annotation of a GenBank genome assembly. NCBI's taxonomy places the organism in Eukaryota, Metazoa, Arthropoda, Arachnida, Sarcoptiformes, Oppiidae.